AUGCUGGGUAUCCAGGGCCGUGUUCAUGAUGGAGGAAUGCUUGGUAUCCAGGACCAUGUUCAUGAUGGAGGAAUGCUUGGUAUACAGGACCGUGUUCAUGAUGGAGGAAUGCUGGGUAUCCAGGACCGUGAUCAUGAUGGAGGAAUGCUUGGUAUACAGGACCGUGAUCAUGAUGGGGGAAUGCUGGGUAUACAGGACAGUGUUCAUGAUGGAGGAAUGCUGGGUAUACAGGACCAUGUUCAUGAUGGAGGAAUGCUUGGUAUCCAGGACCGUGUUCAUGAUGAAGGAAUGUUGGGUAUACAGGACAGUGUUCAUGAUGGAGGAAUGCUUGGUAUACAGGACCAUGUUCAUGAUGGAGGAAUGCUGGGUAUCCAGGACCGUGUUCAUGAUGGGGGAAUGCUGGGUAUACAGGACAGUGUUCAUGAUGGAGGAAUGCUGGGUAUACAGGACCAUGUUCAUGAUGGAGGAAUGCUGGGUAUCCAGGACAGUGUUCAUGAUGGAGGAAUGCUGGGUAUACAGGACAGUGUUUAUGAUGGAGGAAUGCUGGGUAUACAGGACUGUGUUCAUGAUGGAGGAAUGCUGGGUAUCCAGGACCGUGUUCAUAAUGGAGGAAUGCUGGGUAUCCAGGGCCGGGUUCAUGAUGAAGGAAUGCUGGGUAUACAGGACCGUGUUCAUGAUGGAGGAAUGCUGGGUAUCCAGGGCCGUGUUUAUGAUGGAGGAAUGCUGGGUAUCUGA
Messenger RNA from Haliotis rufescens (red abalone), 735 nucleotides. Its product is annotated as S-antigen protein-like. The transcript has a single exon. The record is from RefSeq and is a predicted model, not a curated record. Lineage: Eukaryota; Metazoa; Mollusca; Gastropoda; Lepetellida; Haliotidae. The coding region runs from base 1 to 735 and encodes 244 amino acids.